CCCUAUGUCCCUUGACACCUGAUGGGGAGAUAAUGAUGACAACCACCCAUGCAGCACGGGCAGCUCCUUCCCAGACCCUGGAAGAAGAGGUGGGGGGAGCUGAGGUCUCCGAGAUGAGUGACAGCUCCCUGAUGCUUACUAAGAACAGGCAGGACUCCCUGGAGAAUAUUCCCUCCCUCCUACCAGGCAAGGAGGACAUCCUCCUUCGCAGCACUCCCUGUGCCACCGUCAUGAGCCCCCAGACUCUGAAGUUUAUUCUCCAUGGCAUCAUGUGCCGACUGGAGGCCUCAGAGUCCCCCCAGACAAGGAGGACCAAUGACCCCUUCAGGCUGAUGAAGGAUCUCUUUGUGGAGGUCCAGCAUGCCCUGAAGAAUGCUGACAUCUCUGUCGUCUUUGGCCUGGAGGAGAGCAUCCAAUUCAGUGGGGAGGAUGCGGUGAAGGCCAUCGUGAAGACUGCGGCUAAAAGAUUGUCCCUGCGUUCAGACUCCAACCGGGCUCAACUGCGUGCCGCACGCUCUGGUAGCGAGGGAGCCAUCGGGUGCAUGGCGGACACCAUCACACAAGUCAUAGAUGACUAUUCCGAGAACUGGAGUUCCGACGGCCAUUUUGGAGCCAGGAGGAGCCGUGCUAGUGGGAGAUCACACUCCUCAACCUCCUCAAGGAGUGACGUCACCCUCACCGAGGAGCUCCUGGCUUGGAGGGAAACCCUAGAAGAGGACCUAGAGGAGAUGGCUGAUGACAGCACUGGUUUGGAAAAGACCAGUGUAAGCUCAGCCAUCUCUGAGAAGUCCCAGGUAAUUAGAUACCUUUCUGAAAGCACCAAGCCCAUCAGCAGCGCCCUCUCCACAGACCUCAAGGACAUCACCUCCACACAGGUGAGACAGCCAAGAACCAGUAGAUCGUUUAGUUAUUUGGGCUGUUUGAUUGUGAGGCAUCGACUCAUUUCUGUUUCUCUCUCUACUAAGAAGAAAGAGAAGGAAGAGGCUAUGAAGAAAGAAGUGAGGAAGUCAGGAAAGAAGAAGCGAGGAAAUAACAAGGACCAGAAGAAGAACAAGGUGUCUCCUCUUGGCAAUGAUAGUAUUGUAGCUGCAGAUGAGCCUAAGAAAAAACAGGCUCUCCUCCCGCGGAUCACAGCCGCCCUGGCAAAAGUAUUUUGCUUCCCCUGCAAAAACAAAAUGCAAAAAGUAACUGUGCAGAAGACGAGUUUGGGAUAAUCCUGCUGCCACCUCCCCCAACCCAUUUUUUAAAAAAAACUCUCAAAGCCAACAGAAGAGGGAGGGAGACAACACCCCCUACUCACAACUCAUUUUAUUACACCCCAUUUAAUUCAAUAAACACAACUUGCAGCUAUUUUG
This is a messenger RNA of Salvelinus fontinalis (brook trout), 1355 nucleotides long. RefSeq lists its product as uncharacterized. NCBI's taxonomy places the organism in Eukaryota, Metazoa, Chordata, Actinopteri, Salmoniformes, Salmonidae. Bases 33 to 1214 code for a protein of 393 amino acids. The transcript is spliced from 2 exons. The record is from RefSeq and is a predicted model, not a curated record.